GGAUCUCCAGCAGCCAAAGCCACCGGGGCUCUCCAAGGUGCUGAAGGACCUCACAAGCUCUAAAAGGGUCCACAUUUAGAAAUAAAACAUGGAAGAUGUGAAGAUAUAAGUGUAUCUGCCCCUUUUACCUCCAAUCCCACCCUUAAGACCUGGUCAGCCUGAAGAGACCCCCACCCAGGAAGCCUUGCUGAAGCCAUCAGAGGUGAAGAUGGCAACAUGGAAGAACUCUCUCUGUACCGAAUCUCUCAUUGCUCUGCUAAUGGUGGGCUUGUGCACCCCGGUGUGCGUUGAAGUUCCUUCAGGGACGAAGGCCGUGCAGGGAAAGAACAUGACCUUGGGGUGUAUCUCCUGCAUGAAGAGAGAAGAAGUUGAGGCCAUCACUACCGUGAAGUGGUUCUAUCAACCGGUCGGCGGGGAAGAAUCCCUUAUAUACGAGUUUUCCGGGGGACAGGGUAUGGAAAGUAAAAGCUCCAUGCAAGGCCGAAUCUCGUGGAACGGAAGCCGAGAUCUGCAGGAUGUUUCCAUCACCAUAAUCAACGUGACGGUGAACGAUUCGGGGCGUUUCACCUGCAACGUGACCCGCAUCCUACGCUUCGAGACUCAUAACCACGUAGUCCAAAGCAACAUAAGCAUUGAUCUCAAGGUGACGGUGGAAGACAGUGAAGAUUUCACAUCGGUGCUUUCAGAAAUUAUGAUGUAUAUCCUCCUGGCCUUCCUCACCGUGUGGCUGCUGGUAGAAAUCGGCUAUUGCUACAGAAAGAUCUCCAAAGCAGAAGUCACGCAGGAAAGUAUAACCGAUUAUCUAGCGAUUCCGUCAGAAAACAAGGAGAAUUGCUCAGUUCCUGUGGAGGAAUAAGAUGUCACCUUACCGAAGGUGGUCAGAAGCCAAGAAGAAGCCGAUCAACCUCUCGAGAACACACGAACAGGAGUUAGCCAUGCACUUUAGUGUCCAAUUCAUUUAAGACUCCAUUUCCUUUAGCACUUCCUCUUAUAAACGCUUUGUACACCUUUCGCUACAAGUCUACGGUCAAGCUCUGUAGCACCUGAGCUUCCAUGACUGGUACGUAACAAGCUUUGAAGGACUGAGGACCUCAGGUGAUGGCCACAUAGUGUUCUCCUCAAGAUGGA
Messenger RNA from Spea bombifrons (plains spadefoot toad), 1128 nucleotides. It is a transcript of the gene SCN3B, whose product is annotated as sodium voltage-gated channel beta subunit 3. The transcript has 6 exons. Lineage: Eukaryota; Metazoa; Chordata; Amphibia; Anura; Pelobatidae. Gene Ontology annotation, cellular component: voltage-gated sodium channel complex. Gene Ontology annotation, biological process: regulation of heart rate by cardiac conduction; sodium ion transport; ventricular cardiac muscle cell action potential. Gene Ontology annotation, molecular function: sodium channel regulator activity. The record is from RefSeq and is a predicted model, not a curated record. Bases 209 to 856 code for a protein of 215 amino acids.